CGCGGCUAAAGCGCUCAGAUGGCCUGUGGGCGCCGCCGAGUACGCGGCACCAGCCCAGGCAUACCGGGGAAGCCUAGAGGCCAGGCGGAGAGGGACCAGGGCAGGUCAGCGCCAGAGAAGCCCGAAAAGACCCGCGGCACGGAAGCACCUCGCAGGGCCGCCCCAGCCUCGUCUUCAAACUCAGUCGGUCAUCCUUCGGGCACGGGCCCUCUGGGACCCCGGGAGCUGCUGAGCUGGGGGGGCGCUCGAGCUGCGAGGAUCCGGGCUGCCCGCCGGACGAGCAGCGGGCGCCCAGGAUGGGGUGCAUGAAGUCCAAGUUCCUUCGAGACAGAGGCAAAGUCUCAAAAACUGAGCCCAGUGCCAACCCACACAGCCCCGUGUAUGUGCCGGAUCCCACGUCCGCAGGCAAGCGGCGACCUGACAACAACAACGGCAACCCUCCAGGGUCCACGGAGGCAGGUUCUGAGGACAUCAUUGUCGUUGCCCUGUAUGAUUAUGAGGCCAUUCACCACGAAGAUCUCAGUUUCCAGAAGGGGGACCAGAUGGUGGUCCUGGAGGAGUCUGGGGAAUGGUGGAGGGCUCGGUCCCUGGCUACCCGGAAAGAGGGCUACAUCCCAAGCAACUACGUCGCCCGCGUUGACUCUCUGGAGACAGAGGAGUGGUUCUUUAAGGGCAUCAGCCGGAAGGAUGCAGAGCGCCAACUGCUGGCCCCGGGCAACGUGCUGGGUUCCUUCAUGAUCAGGGACAGCGAGACCACCAAAGGGAGCUACUCUUUGUCCGUGCGAGACUAUGACCCCCAGCAAAGGGACGCAGUGAAACAUUACAAGAUCCGGACCCUGGAUAAUGGGGGCUUCUACAUCUCCCCACGGAGCACCUUCAGCACCCUGCAGGAGUUGGUGGCCCACUACAAGAAAGGGAGCGAUGGACUCUGCCAGAAGCUUACAGUGCCCUGCGUGUCCCCCAAGCCCCAGAAGCCGUGGGAGAAAGACGCCUGGGAGAUUCCCCGGGAAUCCCUCAAGCUGGAGAAGAAGCUUGGAGCUGGGCAGUUUGGGGAAGUCUGGAUGGCCACCUACAACAAGCACACCAAGGUGGCCGUGAAGACGAUGAAGCCGGGGAGCAUGUCUGUGGAGGCCUUCCUAGCAGAGGCGAACCUGAUGAAGACUCUGCAGCAUGACAAGCUGGUGAAGCUGCAUGCAGUGGUCACGGAGGAGCCCAUCUACAUCAUCACGGAGUUCAUGGCCAAAGGAAGCCUGCUGGACUUCCUGAAAAGCGAAGAAGGCAGCAAGCAGCCAUUGCCAAAACUCAUCGACUUCUCAGCCCAGAUUGCGGAGGGCAUGGCCUUCAUCGAGCAGAGGAACUACAUUCACCGAGAUCUCCGGGCUGCCAACAUCUUGGUCUCUGCGUCCCUGGUGUGUAAGAUUGCCGACUUCGGCCUGGCGCGGAUCAUUGAGGAUAACGAGUACACGGCUCGGGAAGGGGCCAAGUUCCCCAUCAAGUGGACAGCUCCUGAAGCCAUUAACUUUGGCUCUUUCACCAUCAAGUCGGAUGUCUGGUCCUUUGGUAUCCUGCUGAUGGAGAUCGUCACCUAUGGCCGGAUCCCAUACCCAGGAAUGUCAAACCCUGAGGUGAUCCGGGUACUGGAGCGUGGGUACCGGAUGCCCCGGCCAGAGCACUGCCCUGAGGAGCUCUACAACAUCAUGACUCGUUGCUGGAAGAACCGCCCUGAGGAGCGGCCCACCUUCGAAUACAUCCAGAGUGUGCUCGAUGACUUCUACACAGCCACAGAGAGUCAGUACCAACAGCAGCCAUGACGGGUGGGACCAGACGCUUAGGAGAUGCCUGUGAGGUAGCUCCAGCACCAUCUGCCUGGUGCCCACUCACCCUUCCUACUCCCAGACACCCACCCUCGCUCCAGCCAUGGUUCCUCACCUGUCAAGUGGGUGGGUUGAACUGGACAAUCUUUUUGACUCUAGCGAUACACAAUCUGUUUUUUUUCAGGAGACCCCAAAUUGAUAUUUCGAUUGCCUGGGACAGUUGGAUUCCCCUUACAGCUGUGGUUUGGAUAGGAAACUUUAAAAGUAAUGAAAUAAAUAUUUAAAAGAAAGACACAAAUGCUAAAGGCUUUCCUGACAGCUCAGCGUUUCUUCCAGUUCCUGACUAUCUACUUGCCUUUUUGCUGGAUGGCGCGUCAGAAAGGGGGAAGGCCCCUCCCCGAGGCCAACAGAGCAAAGAGAAGUGCGGUUCAAUACUCAGUUUUCUAACUGCCCCCAAGUAGUUGCUGUGUUAGUUUCCUAUCGCUGCUGUGCCAAAUUACCACAAACUUGGUGGCUUAAAAUGACACGGAUUUGUUAUCUUACAGUUCCAGAAGUCAGAAGUCUGAAGUGGGCGGGCAGGGCUGCAUUCCUUCUGGAGGCUCUAGAGGAGAAACCACUUCCUUGGCUUUUCCAGCUGCCACAUUCCUUGGCUUGUGGUUCCUUGCCUUCAGUCAUCACACCUCCUUCUCUGACUCUGAGUCUGCUGCCUCCCUCUUUCACUUGUGAGGGCCCCUGUGCUUACACUGGACCCACCUGGAUAAUCCAGAGUAAUCUUCCAGCUCAAGAUCCUUAAUCACAUCUGUAAGGUCCCUUUUGCCAUGUAAGGUAACAUCUGCACAAGAUCUGUGGAUUAGGAUGUGGACAUCUUUUUUUUGGGGGGUGGGGGCAUCAUUCUGCCUAUCAUCCUGGUGCUGGGAUGCUGGAUGGGUUUCUGUGUCUAAGGAUCUGGGUCUGCCAGGAUGAAAGGAAUGAUUCUUCACGAUCUGGGACCCUGACUUUCCUUCCAAGUCACAUUGCUAUGUGAGCUGGUUGGUCUGUGUGUCCCCCAGUGCGGGGGGCAGUUCCCAUGGCCAAGAAGCCAUCACGGUUGAUCAUAUUGUGUCCACCAAUGCAGGAAUCCUGGGGUCUGGACAUGUGAUUCCUGAGAGGUAUCUGAUACCCUGUAUGGGACGCUCUCAGCGGAGGGGAAGGAGACAUGGGAAGGAAGCAGAGAAGACAAUGAGGCAGUGGGCCUUUCCUGCAUGUUGUCUCA
Messenger RNA from Rhinolophus ferrumequinum (greater horseshoe bat), 3066 nucleotides. It is a transcript of the gene HCK, whose product is annotated as HCK proto-oncogene, Src family tyrosine kinase. The transcript is spliced from 13 exons. Gene Ontology annotation, cellular component: extrinsic component of cytoplasmic side of plasma membrane. Gene Ontology annotation, molecular function: signaling receptor binding; non-membrane spanning protein tyrosine kinase activity; ATP binding. The record is from RefSeq and is a predicted model, not a curated record. NCBI's taxonomy places the organism in Eukaryota, Metazoa, Chordata, Mammalia, Chiroptera, Rhinolophidae. Gene Ontology annotation, biological process: cell surface receptor protein tyrosine kinase signaling pathway; innate immune response; cell differentiation. Bases 297 to 1811 code for a protein of 504 amino acids.